Molecule: messenger RNA, 4509 nt
Organism: Saccharomycopsis crataegensis
Lineage: Eukaryota; Fungi; Ascomycota; Saccharomycetes; Ascoideales; Saccharomycopsidaceae
Product: nucleocytoplasmic transporter NUP145
Exons: 1
Coding region: 1-4509 (1502 amino acids)
Biological process (GO): post-transcriptional tethering of RNA polymerase II gene DNA at nuclear periphery; telomere tethering at nuclear periphery; RNA export from nucleus
Cellular component (GO): nuclear pore; nuclear pore cytoplasmic filaments
Molecular function (GO): RNA binding; structural constituent of nuclear pore
Source: RefSeq, a predicted model, not a curated record
AUGUUUGGCAACUUCGGCAACUCCGGUAGCAGCAGCACGCCCAAUUCUGGCCUGAGCCUUUUCAAUAAUACUACCAAUAAUAAUAACAAAACCGGCAGUGGCAUAGGGUUAUUUGGAAACAAACCAACUGUUACAAAACCGUCCGGAGUAGGCUUCAAUACGGGGGUAACACAGUCUUCUGGAAUGUCUCUUUUUGGCAACAAACAAACAAUUGGUGGUAAUGAUGCUUCCAAGCCUGCGUUUGGUAUUGGAAAUUGCAGUUACAACAAUAAUAACAUGAAAUCGGCAACUUUGGAUGAUUCACCUUUUGGAAUUAAUUUAACACCCUUAGAAAAAGUAAGUGAAAUGCCAAAAUCAAUCACCGGAAAAGAUGAAGGCAUUACAAGUGCACCUGAUGGUUCAUUCACAAAUAUAUCUUCGCCAAAGUCAAAGCUGAAAAAGAAGAAUUCUUUUUCUGGCUCAAGCAGCAGAGCUUCGCCUCAAACUACUAAAAUUUAUCACAGUAACAUCUUGAAUGGUAUUAGAAGCUCAAAGUUGAACCGCCAUUACGUUAAUGUUCCAUUAGGAAACAACACGGCAGAUAUUUUGGACCAUUCGAUCCAUGGAUUAUUUUCUCCAGCAAAGGACAAUUUGAUGUUGAAUUUAACACCCAAAGGAAACAUCCAGUUUUCUUCGACACUAUCUGAACAGUAUUCAAAGAAAACCUUUGAUUUCAAUACAUAUGACAGCAAUUUUCAAUUCAAUUCAACUUUGGGGAAAGAAUACCAGUUGAAGUUUUCGACAAUCAACAAUAAAAAUAACUUGCCGCCAAAGAUUUCACAGUAUUCUAAUCUCGCCAGACCAGCUCGCAAUAAUAGUGACAUUAAGAAGUUGGUGAUUGAUCCUGAUGUGUCUGCUGCGAAAAGAAGAAAAUUGUUGAACGGGACAAAGAGCUUACACAAGGGCAAACAAUAUGAUGUGAAGGUGUUGGAUACUGAUGAAUCCAAUGUUAUGGUGAGCGGACCAACGAAAAAAAGAUUCUUCAGCCUUGGUAUUGAACGAAUCAAAUCAACAUUUAGAGAUAAUUCUAACAGACCAAUAAAAAUGCCAAAUAAGUCUUCAUUGCAUGAAAAAGAAUUAGAUGAAGAAGCUUUGCGCAUGAAGGCAUUAGAAGAUUCUAUUGAUUUUUCCAAAUCUCCAAAGGAAUAUUGGUGCUCUCCACCUGUCAGUAAAUUGGCAGAAUUAUCAUUAUCAGAUUUGUCCUCAGUUCCAAAUUUUAUUGUUGGCCGUAAACAUUAUGGUCAAAUUUCUUUUAAUUCAAAUGUGGACUUGGUAGAUUUUGCAACUGCCAAUCCAAAAUAUUCUACUAUAUUGAACCUUUACAAUAGUUUAUUCACAGAAGCAAAUAUUAUUUUUAAAGAAAACUUCACCGUUGAAGUUUAUCCUGAUCCAUUGACAAAACCUCCUCAAGGGUCUGGUCUUAACGUUGAUUCCAUAAUCACUCUCGAAAAUGUGUAUCCAAAGAAAAGAAAUCCAGAAAAAGAUGAUUUUAGUUCUGAGGAAAUCAAUCUGUUUGUAUUAAAGCUCAAAAGACAAAAAGAAACAGAGUUUAUUAAUUAUAUCGUUGGCAGUGGUAGCUGGUCAUUCAAGAUUCAACAUUUCAGUAUUUGGGGGUUGAUUGAUGAUAGUGAUGAUGAAGAAGAUAAAGGUAAUAAUGCGGAUAUGGAUAAAAAAUCAGAAGCGAUUGACAAUCAACCAGUUGUGGAGAAAGAUCAGGUGGCCGAAAAAAAUCAAGUUGAGUGCAAGCCGCAACCAAAACCUUCGGUGGCCAAGCAAAGUGUUCCUUCAGAACAAAAACCUCAAUCUCCAAAGAAGUCAAAAAUUCUUAUUCCCCAGAAAAGAGUAUUGCCAAGAUCAGUCGAGAAGCCACCACCAGUGUCUGAUGAAAGAGAUAAGUUUGCAUUAAAGAAACAAAGGGUUACUAGUGCUACCAUCCCAGGUGGCUGGGAUUUUGGAAGUUCUAAUUAUGCUGAUGUGGAUAAUGAAUUAGAUCAGUUUCAUGUUAGCGUUUCCAUCCAAGAUAACAAAGUCGAGAUAGGCAAACCGGAACGGACUAUUGAGGAAAUGCCUGUUGUUGCUGAUGAUAUCGACGAAUUGGAAAAUCAAGAAGAAAUAGAGAUGGAAGACGCUAAUGUCAUGGAAAAUGUGGAAGAAGUGCAGCUUGUUCUUGCCAAAAUGCCAGCUAAUGAUGACAAUGUCGUUGAGAGAUUUGGUGAAAUUGAUAUAGAGGACUUGGAAUAUAUGAAAAAUUCACUUUUAGACUCAGAAAUGCUAGAUGAGGAUUCCCUUGAGGAACGCGCAUAUGAGCCAGUGGAUAUCAGUGAAGAUGAUCUCAAAAUUUUGGAAGUUAAACCUUCAAGAGUUAUCAAGAAAUUAUCAGAUAAGUGUGCAGAUCUAUCAUGGAAGGAUACAUUUGAGCAAUGCAAUGAGGAGGAUUCUGUUUUCAAUCCAAAAUAUCAGGAAUUGAUUUUGAAGGAAGCUCCCAAAUUGCCUUACGCAUCAUUCAAUAGACAUAUUCCAAAAUCUUUGGGGUUCAAUGAAUUGGAUGACAUGAUGUUUAGCAAAAUUAACUCAAUGAUUUUGAGUAACGAGCUUGCUAUUGAGCAAUUGAGAUUACGUGGGAAAGUGUUUAGUAAAUGGGAUGCUAAUAAUGGUAAAAUUUUUACUAAUAUUCAACAAAGUGAAUCUUCCGCUAAUGAUAUCAAUGUUUUCAGUGCCGAUAAGCAAUACGGUAAUAGUCCUCAAAAUGACCAAUUAUUGGAUUUGAUUUUUAGCAAUCAUUUCAACAUUGCAAAAUUGGGCAAACGAAGUAAUGGAUACCCUAAGGUUCUUGCAAAUGAUGACCUCAAGUUUGAAUUACUUCUUGAUACUUUCAAAAGCUCCUUCGACAAAAAUGCGAGAGAUGAGAUUGAACUUUGGGAUUUAGCAUCUAUACUAUUUGAUGACUCAAGAAUCUUAAAAAAUGCUGAGUUCCGAGAAAUAAAUAAGAUAACUGAAGAUAAGGUCAAAGCGCAUUUAAUGAACAAAAGCAAGAUCGAGAUUUUGCAAACUUGGUUGAAGCCGAUCACUAAUACUAAGGUUAAGACAAUGUUGAAAAACUCACAUGGUUCAGACACUGAGGAUCAAGCAUUUGAUAAGAUAUUUUUGUGUUUAUGCGGCAAUGACAUUGGAAAAGCCAACGAUUUUGCUCAGAGCUCUAAGAAUUUUUACUUAUCUGUGUUGCUUAGUUUAUUGGGAUCCAAUGAUUCUCAGGUCAAACACGGUGCAAAAAAACAGCUCAGUUAUUGGAUUUCCAACUCUUCUACCAAUUUUAUCUCUAAAUCAUUAUUGAAGAUUUACAAAUUAUUGACAGGAGAUUUUCUAUUGAAUAAUGAUAAUAUUAAUGUCACAGAAGGUUUGAGUUGGCAAAUGGUUUAUCUGUUGGUAAUUUCUUUUGGUGACACGAACAAACCAUUACCUGAGCUCACGAGGUGCUUCUUCGAUAAUUAUGUGGACCGCCAGAAUGUUCCAUACGACUUUGAGUUGGGAAUUUUAAAAGUAUUCAGUUUGUUAGGUAGUGCUCAAGAAAUCGUGAACUAUUCUGACUUUGAGAAGGCAAUCCUUGGCUUACAAUGCGCAAAUAGUUUGGACGUCAGAAUUCAAUGGUACAUGUAUGAAUUUUUGAAAAGCUCAGGAAUUUCUGAUAAAAUCAAUAUUGCAAAUUGGAAAGAAAAGGGCGAUAAAUUGACCCUCUCUUUUGCCGAGCAGCUACUUAGCACGGGAAAAUGGAAUUAUGCUUUAUUUGUUUAUUUUCAUUUGAAUAACGAUGAAAUUGCCGUUAAACUCAUUGAUGAGCUUGUGUGCCAUAAUAUUGAGAAAUUCUUCAAUUUCAAGAGCAAUUCCAAGACUUCGAAGAUUGAGUCUGAAAAGCUAAACUUCAUGAUUGCUACUUACCAAUUGCCAAAGAAACUUCUUGCUUCUGCUAUUGCGUUGAAGUACCACUACCUUGGUGACUAUUUCAAUGAGGCCUAUGCGUUAUUAGAGGCCGAGAGCUGGACUGAAGCGCAUGACAUCAUUCUCAAUAAGGUUGCUCCAAGAUCGGUGAUUGGUGAUGGCGAUCUUUUGGGUAAUCUCUUCACUCUCAUCAACCGCUUCCCGAAGACAAUUGAAAAGACGUAUGACUUGGAAGACUGGGCAAGAGGCUUGGGGGUUUAUAAAAACUAUUUGCUAUUAAAGUUUAAUGAAGGCGAUGAAGACUAUGUGGAUUCUUUGGUGAACAACUUGAUGGUCCAUUUACCAUUGAUGAACAUUGCCAACCCUGAAACCAAAAUUGCCUUGAACUUGAUUUCGAAAUUCGUUAUUAAAAAGAGUUAUGACAUUUCGAGGAAAAAAACCGAAAUCAAGAAGUUGACAGACUUGCCAUUAUGCGAAUCAGAAAGAAUGUACUUCACUGAAGGUUGUGGAAUUUCUAAAGCAUUCUCAGUCAACUGA